Molecule: messenger RNA, 1161 nt
Organism: Eutrema salsugineum
Lineage: Eukaryota; Viridiplantae; Streptophyta; Magnoliopsida; Brassicales; Brassicaceae
Product: xyloglucan endotransglucosylase/hydrolase protein 9
Exons: 4
Coding region: 176-1042 (288 amino acids)
Biological process (GO): xyloglucan metabolic process; cell wall biogenesis
Cellular component (GO): apoplast; cell wall
Molecular function (GO): xyloglucan:xyloglucosyl transferase activity; hydrolase activity, hydrolyzing O-glycosyl compounds
Source: RefSeq, a predicted model, not a curated record
CACGUCGAAUCCAACGUGGCAUCUCUCUCCAUUGUACGCCAGCUCACACUUGACACUCCCCUGCCUUUAUAAACCCACUCCUCUCUCAUCUGUGUCCUCCACUGAGUCCUAAGUGUGUGAGACUGUACUAGUGAGGUUUGAUUAAGAGAGAAAUUGAGAGAGAAAGAGAAAAAAAAUGGUGGGUAUGGGUUGGUUCAUGUGUAUGAUGAUGAUUGUGUGUGUGAUCUCUUGUGGUGCAGCUGUUCCUGCUAAGUUUGAGGAACUUUACCGCUCAAGCUGGGCUAUGGAUCAUUGUGUCAACGACGGAGAAGUCACAAGACUCAAGCUUGACAAUUUCUCUGGCGCUGGGUUUGAAUCGAGAAGCAAAUAUUUGUUUGGUAAAGUCUCUAUCCAGAUUAAGCUCGUCGAGGGUGACUCAGCAGGAACCGUCACUGCUUUCUACAUGUCUUCAGAAGGUUCCAACCACAACGAGUUCGAUUACGAGUUCUUAGGUAACAAAACCGGUGAGCCUUACGUAGUCCAGACGAAUGUCUAUGUGAACGGAGUUGGAAACAGAGAACAAAGACUCAAUCUUUGGUUCGAUCCCACAACUGAGUUUCACACUUACUCAAUCCUCUGGAGUAAACGCAGUGUUGUAUUCAUGGUAGACGAGACACCAAUCCGAGUCCACAAGAAUCUUGAAGAUAAAGGUAUCCCAUUUGCUAAAGAUCAAGCAAUGGGAGUUUACAGUUCGAUUUGGAACGCAGAUGAUUGGGCUACUCAAGGAGGUCUUGUGAAAACCGAUUGGAGCCACGCUCCUUUCGUUGCUUCUUACAAAGGUUUUCAGAUUGAUGCUUGUGAGGUUCCAACAACUAGUGAUCUAAGCAAGUGUAGUGGAGACCAGAGAUUCUGGUGGGAUGAGCCAACUGUGUCUGAGUUAAACCUUCAUCAGAAUCAUCAGCUUAUUUGGGUUCGAGCUAAUCAUAUGAUUUAUGAUUAUUGCUUUGAUGCUACUAGGUUUCCUGUUACUCCUCUUGAGUGCCAACAUCAUCGUCAUUUGUAGUUUAUAAGUCAAAACUUUCUGUUUAACUUAGUUGUGAUCAAGAGAACAUGUGUCUCUCUUUUGAUGAUUCUGUUUAUGUAUAAAUAAUCAAUUAUCUAUUGAUUUUUGUUGAAUUUUAA